GAAGUGCCCACUGAGCAGGAGCUGGGGAGCAGGUUUGGUCCUGGGCAAGGUGAGGAAGGUCAAGGCAGACAGCGACGCCCAGAUGGCAGCCCGGCUGACCCCGCUGCUGACCCUUCUGCUGCUCUUUCUAGUGGUCCGGGCCGAAGUAAACCAUGGUAGCAGAGCAAAGGAACAAACAAAUACGGAUGGUAAAUCAUUGAUCCAGUCAAGUGGAAAGAAUGAAUCAGAGAUUGAUCUGGAUACCUCUAAAGGCUACAGCAAACCCCAGAAAAUGGCAAAUAUUAUAAAAACUGAAGAGGGGACUUUCAGGAGACCACCCAAGAAUUCAUUUGUGGACCAUCCUACAGAAUAUUCCACAGAGUCCACCACCCAACCAAGUACUCAACCUCCUACAGAGCCCCCCACUCAACCAACUUCCCAGCCAACAACUCAACCAACUUCCCAGCCAACAACUCAACCAACUUCCCAGCCAACAACUCAACCAACUUCCCAGCCAACAACUCAACCAACUUCCCAGCCAACAACUCAAGCUCCUCCUGAGCCUACAUGCCUGGAACCUGACAUUUCCUGCUCUGAGACUGAGACUCAAGAAGCACAGAACAUGUUGGGGGCUGCCUUGACAGACUUCUCCCUGAAGCUCUACCAUGCCUUCUCAUCCGUAAAGAAAGUGGAUUCCAAUAUGGUCUUUUCCCCAUUCAGCAUUGCCAGCCUCCUCACCCACAUCCUAUUAGGGGCUGGAAACACCACCAAGGGAAACCUGAAAGAUGUUCUCUCUUAUCCCAAUGAUUUCGACUGUGUCCACCAGGCCCUGAAGAAUCUUUCAUCCAGUGGCUUUGUCUCAGCCUCUCAGAUCUUCCACAGCCCUGGCUUGGCUCUAAAGGAGACCUUUGUGAAUGCCUCCCAGACCCUGUAUGGCAGCCAGCCUAUGGUUCUGAACAGUGACAAUGCAGCAAACUUGGCCCUGAUCAAUUCAUGGGUAGCCAACCAGACCAAUAACAAGAUCACCAACUUCCUGAAGAACCUGCCAUCAGACAUCAGUCUUGUCCUCCUCAAUACUAUCUACCUUCAAGCCAAAUGGAAGAUAAUGUUUGAUCCCAAAAAAUCUCUCCAGGAGUCGUUUUACCUAAAAUCCUCCAAGGUGAAGGUGCCCAUGAUGAAGAGUGAGAAGUAUCCUGUGACCCAUUUCACAGAUCCCAACUUGAAAGCCAGGGUUGGUCUUCUGCAGCUCUCCAAUGACCUGAGCUUGGUGAUCCUGUUGCCUCGGCACUUUGGCCUUCAGCUUGCUGAGGUAGAACUGAAACUCCACAACCCAGUCUUCAGUGCCAUCAUGGAGAAGCUAGGGAAAAUCAAGAGUUAUUCAACUCUGCUGUCUUUGCCUCGACUCAAGGUGAACACCAGCCAGGACCUGCUGGAGAUCUUGGAGAAGAUGGACUUCUUUCCCUAUGACCUCAACUUAUGCGGGCUGACCGAUGACCUCGACGUUCAGGUGUCCGGUGCCCAUCACCAGACCGUGCUGGAGCUGAAUGAAGCCGGAGUAGAGGCAUCGGCAGCCUCCAGCCUCUCCCUAGCACGCAGCAUGCCCAUCUUCGAGGUGAAUCAGCCUUUCAUCUUCCUGCUGUGGCACCAGAAAUACAAGUUCCCUAUCUUCAUGGGGCGCAUAUACGAUCCUAGGAUCUGAGCUUUGGGGGGCCACUGGCGGGACCCCCCAGCCUUCAUCGCCACCUUCCAAGGCUACAGAACUCCAGAGGCCAGUCCACACCACCACCUUUCUUUCCCUGCUUCCCAUCUUCAAGUAGUGGACGUGGGGGCCUGGGCACUGCCCAGCAACUCUUUCAAUCCUCGCCCACUCCUUCACCUUCCUUCCUACCUUUGAGGGCCCCAUCGAGCCCAGCUUUUACAAAUAAAUUCGGCCAGGCAAACA
Monodelphis domestica (gray short-tailed opossum) is the source of this 1921-nucleotide messenger RNA. RefSeq names its product serpin family G member 1 (gene SERPING1). NCBI's taxonomy places the organism in Eukaryota, Metazoa, Chordata, Mammalia, Didelphimorphia, Didelphidae. Gene Ontology annotation, molecular function: serine-type endopeptidase inhibitor activity. Gene Ontology annotation, biological process: negative regulation of endopeptidase activity. The record is from RefSeq and is a predicted model, not a curated record.